Tarenaya hassleriana is the source of this 780-nucleotide messenger RNA. Its product is annotated as auxin-responsive protein SAUR21-like. Lineage: Eukaryota; Viridiplantae; Streptophyta; Magnoliopsida; Brassicales; Cleomaceae. Bases 341 to 613 code for a protein of 90 amino acids. Gene Ontology annotation, biological process: response to auxin. The record is from RefSeq and is a predicted model, not a curated record. The transcript has a single exon.
GCGAGAGGACAAACCCUUGUGGAGUGCAUAUGCGGUUGUCCAAUGACAAUUAUAAUCUCAGAAAUGAUGAUGGACCCUCUUUACCAUAGCAUCCGUCGUUUAUCCAUGAAGGCAAUCGUAAACACUCAGGGCUUAUCAUCAGGGAGACAGGAACAUGUGAACUCUCCCCCUUACAUGUCCUUGUAGGCCACAGCUUCAAUCCCCAGAGCUUUCAACUCUCUCUCUGAAUAUCUUUAUAUAUACUUACUUCUCCAAGGUUCAUUUCCAGAACACAACCAUCUCUUCAACCCAAUAUAUAUAUAAAAAAAACUCCAUCUUUUCCAAAACCCAUCUGCAGAAAAUGGCUCUGAUGAGAAGUAUUUUGAGUGCAAAGAAGAUUCUAAGCAGAGGAGCCUCAGCUCCAAAGGGCUUCCUUGCUGUAUAUGUGGGGGAGAGCAAGAGAACGAGGUAUUUGGUCCCGGUCUCGUACUUGAAUCAGCCCGCGUUUCAAGCUCUGCUCAGUAAAGCAGAAGAAGAGUUCGGUUUCAAUCAUCCUACGGGCGGCUUGAUGAUCCCUUGUCCCGAAGCCCUUUUCAUGGAUGUAACUUCCCGGCUCGGAGGAAGACGACCCUGAGGAAACAUGAACGUUUUUUCUUUUUCUUUUUCCCGAUGUAAAGACAGAGAAUUAGAUGUAGAUAGAUACAUCUUUUUGUGUAACAGAGGAGAGUAUCAAACACAAAGUGCAGAGUUUGUAUUUUAUGAGUUCACUUCCUAACAAGUAUUCGACAUAUCUGUUUCUUU